This is a messenger RNA of Rotaria sordida, 288 nucleotides long. Lineage: Eukaryota; Metazoa; Rotifera; Eurotatoria; Philodinida; Philodinidae. The record is from the annotation of a GenBank genome assembly.
AUGGCUGAAGCUGCUGCAUCUUCAUCUGAUACAACUCAAGCAAAAUCUCCAGCUAUUUCAUUUAUAAAUUCAGAUAAAGAAAAAUCUUUACUCAUAGUAGAUGAAUAUGUUUUCAAAUUGAAUAAAACAACAGCAACUACUAAGUAUUGGAUAUGUACGCUUAAUGGAUGUUCAGCUAAAUUUACUGCAGGUUUAGAGGCUAGACCAAAACAAGCUAAAACAUUUGCUAUUCAACGUCGUAUGGAUAAUCUUGGUAAACGAUAUUAUGAUGGUGCUAUAAAUCCCUAG